UUCUUCAAUCUUGAUCAUCUCUUUCGUCCCAAAGGCCAAAACCCAAGAGAACUAAGGAAGCACCACCUCCCAUUUGGGUCGCAGACUAACGCUAAACCGAGAACCGAGAGCUGUCUCGUUUGUCUUGGGCCGCUGGAUGUGAAAGAACCCGAUGUUCGCGCCCUCGAGCGACCAAGCGGCGCUGUUCCAGCGGUGGGGGGCCGCAGGCCAUGGUGGCAUCCCCGCCGCGGCCCCGAGCUGCCCCCGCUGCGCCUCUGGCCACACCAAGUUCUGCUACUACAACAACUACAGCCUCUCUCAGCCCCGAUACUUCUGCAAGUCCUGCCGCCGGUACUGGACCAAGGGCGGCUCGAUCCGCAAUGUCCCCGUCGGUGGCGGCUGCCGCAAGAACCGACGCGGCGCAGCGAAGCCUUCCUCCAGGUCGCAGGCUCCAGCCUCUGGCCAGCCCGAGCACGCUUCCCUUGCUGUUGGUCAGCCUGACUCAGUGGGCAGGGAUCAGGGCGUAGAGUCUCCUCAGAGUGGCUCGCCAGCCGCCGCAGCUGGUGAGCCGGAUAUCGACAUGGCGGCGGUUUUCGCCAAGUUCUUGAAUUAUGAGCAGACGAAGUCCAGCUCUCAAGAUUUGACAGGUUUGACCUCAAGUGCGGUGACGCCGGAGAGCGUGCAGACGGCAGCGUCGCUUGAUCUCGUUGGGGAGCCGGCUGAGCCGCCUCUGGAAGCUCCUCACUUUGAGCUUGAAGGGCUGUUCAUGGAAACAAAUGGUUUCGAUCACCAUGAAUCAGCGGGCGACUUAUUAUGGGGUGACACUGACACGACGUCGUGCUUGGCGAAUUUCGGGUGGCAGCCCAUGGUGCAGCUACAGGAUAUCGGAACGUCGCCGUCCGAUGACCAGUUCAGAUUGCUUCCGACGAAUGAUAACUUUUGGAGCUCAUUCGAUCUUUCGGGGUUUGAGCUGUCCUCGAGGCCUUGAAACUGGGGUUGCGGUUUUCUAUCUUCUUCUUUUUUGUAAGGGCCGUAAUUCCUUGGCGUUUUUCAGAAAGCGAGAUCUAUGCACUGAGCCAAUGACGAUCCAUGGCGAAUAUAACACACCCUAGCGAUUGAUAUAUGAAAAUUGAUAUAAGAAUAGAUUCAAAUGA
Molecule: messenger RNA, 1133 nt
Organism: Rhodamnia argentea
Lineage: Eukaryota; Viridiplantae; Streptophyta; Magnoliopsida; Myrtales; Myrtaceae
Product: dof zinc finger protein DOF3.1-like
Exons: 1
Coding region: 152-967 (271 amino acids)
Biological process (GO): regulation of DNA-templated transcription
Molecular function (GO): DNA-binding transcription factor activity; DNA binding
Source: RefSeq, a predicted model, not a curated record